AUGAACAUGCAUAUGCAUACCACACCUUUGCGUCGGGAUGACAUGGAAUCCCUCGCAUACAGUAUCGCUGACCUUGUCCGCAAGGGCUUACCUUGGGACAGGCUCGAGUCCGAGGACGUCUUUGCAGCUAAGCAGUCGUGGUCUGGCCCCAACAUCUGCGCUGGGUACCCCGCCGUCUUUGGCGCUUUCAUUGAUCACACCCGUUCUCUGGAUUUUUAG
Messenger RNA from Schizophyllum commune H4-8, 219 nucleotides. RefSeq lists its product as uncharacterized. NCBI's taxonomy places the organism in Eukaryota, Fungi, Basidiomycota, Agaricomycetes, Agaricales, Schizophyllaceae. The record is from RefSeq and is a predicted model, not a curated record. The transcript is spliced from 2 exons. Bases 1 to 219 code for a protein of 72 amino acids.